Messenger RNA from Pangasianodon hypophthalmus (striped catfish), 3765 nucleotides. RefSeq names its product RAB12, member RAS oncogene family (gene rab12). Bases 94 to 861 code for a protein of 255 amino acids. Gene Ontology annotation, cellular component: plasma membrane; endosome; synaptic vesicle. Gene Ontology annotation, molecular function: GTP binding; GTPase activity. Gene Ontology annotation, biological process: Golgi vesicle fusion to target membrane; protein localization to plasma membrane; cellular response to insulin stimulus. The transcript has 6 exons. The record is from RefSeq and is a predicted model, not a curated record. NCBI's taxonomy places the organism in Eukaryota, Metazoa, Chordata, Actinopteri, Siluriformes, Pangasiidae.
GACGGAAGGGCCGCUAAAAAGUUGAUUAAAGUGCUGCCACAUGAUGGCGGUCCAGUCCUAAACCGAGCCCGGGUCACAGAUGUGGAGUUAGGGAUGAAUUCGAGGUGUGAAAUCCAGCGGAGGCCCGGCGGCGGCGGCGGCGGCAGCGGCUUCAGCAGCAGCGGCGGCGGCUUCAGCGGCAGCCCCGUCACCGGCUCCCCCGCUAUGGGAGCGCAGUCGCGCCGCAGGAAGAUGGCUCCCAGACCGGCGGAUUAUAAACUCCAGAUCAUCAUCAUCGGCUCCCGCGGUGUGGGAAAAACCAGCCUGAUGGAGAGGUUCACUGAUGACACCUUCUGUGAGGCUUGUAAAUCUACCGUGGGUGUGGAUUUUAAAAUCAAAACGGUGGAGCUCAGAGGAAAGAAGAUCAGGUUGCAGAUCUGGGACACCGCUGGUCAGGAGAGAUUCAACAGCAUCACCUCAGCCUAUUACCGAGGCGCUAAGGGCAUCAUCGUGGUGUAUGAUAUCACCAAACAGGAAACCUUUGAAGACCUGCCCAAAUGGAUGAAAAUGAUCGACAAGUACGCAUCAGAGGACGCUGAGCUCCUAUUGGUCGGGAACAAGCUGGACUGUGAGGCCGACCGCGUCAUUGCACGACAGCAGGCCGAGAGGUUUGCCUCACGGAUAUCAGGGAUGCGAUUCUGCGAGGCCAGCGCCAAGGACAACUUCAAUGUGGAUGAGAUCUUUCUCAAGCUAGUGGAUGAUAUUUUGAGCAAGAUGCCUCUGGAAAUGCCCAGUAGAGAACUCUCCAACAGCGUCCUUUCCCUUCAGCCCGAGCCUGAAGUGCCCCCAGAACUGCCGCCUCCUCGCAUGCGCUGCUGCUGAGCCUCAUCUCGGUCCUCCUGCUCCAGAAAAACCCCAUCGUCUCCUAUCAGCCCCUGCACUUCCAGCGACUGACCACCAGGGGGUAGAGUGCCCCUGAAUGCACUGAGGCCUUCCUACCUGCAGGGAGCUGUGGACUCCAGGGCAUGUGCAGUGGGAGGGCAGUUCCAGGAGCAAAAACAUUCAGAAUAAUUCACCACAUUUAGACUUUGUCUCUGUACAAUACCGCUGUAAGGUUUCCAACUACAUGAAAUCCAGACUGACCAACCGACUUCUCCUGCUCUGACCGUCUAGUUGCAUACACACCUACAAAUAGCGCAUCACACACACACACGCAUAUACAUAUAUAAUAUCCCCAGUUCAGUAUAAGGAGGAAAAAAAGAUUUCUCAAGCUUCUUCAGUCUUUUUAAGAACUCUUCAUCUCUGUAGCAUCUCAGUGAUCAAGUGCACGCUCAUGACCUCAAGAGUGUACGUCUUGUAUUGAUUUAAAGCUGGGCCAGUCACGAGCAAGUCAGAUCAGACUUCCCGAUUCAAACAGCUCCUCUUUUCUCCUGAGUGAUUUACCAUCCAGUAAAGAGUUUCGUUUAGGAGUAGCAUGCACGAUCCCUCGCUACACUAGGGUUUUCUGCUUUUUCAGCUACAGCAUUUACAUUUACGUUUACAUUUAUGGCACUUGGCAGAUGCCCUUGUCCAGAACGACUUACAGCAGCAGUCAAACCAAAUGCAAAUAAAUGUAAUUCACUGAAGGAGAAAGGAUAGGUGAACUUUAAUUUGUGAAUUCACAAGCCUCAGUCUUCGGUUGAAAGCAGUCGAAGGCAGCUCUUCAGUGGAAAAAAAAUGGAGGAGCUGCUUAUUAUUAAGGAGCAGUAAAACCAAGCUGCUUUCUUACUGUUGCUUGGUGCACACCUUCAAAACAAUUCCCGUCUCAUCCACUGACAUACACUAGCGCUUUUGUGGUACAGUUCUGGGUUUUUUUUCCACCCUCUCUCUGCCUGCUAGGAUUGUUCUAGCAAAUAUUGCAAAUCUAUAAAUGUACCAGACACCAGAGUUUCCAAUUCUGGUUAUUUUCUGAUAGGGGAUGGUGGUCAGACUUACAGCCUCGGUCUAUCAGUAUUCCUGUUCGUCAUGUUCUUGCACUACAAUCCGCACUCGUAGCUGAGAUUUUCCAGGGCAGGCUGCGUACAGAAAACUCUGAAGCACUAACGCAUGAUAUAGUUCACUACCAGUGCCAUUUCUGCGACUUUUGAAUCAAUAGAAUUACACUAAAUUACAGAGGGUUUGAUAGAGGGUGCUAAAAGAACUGCAACAUUUAUACCUAAAGGGCUACAUGGAAAAAAAACAAGCUGCGUAGAUGACAUUAAAUAGCGACAACAAGAACACAGCCCUUUGUUCCUGACUAAAUGUCACGUAAAUGGAUAUUAGGGGCUGUAUUGUAAAAAGGACUGUUGAAUGAUGAAAUGUAAAUGCUGCACCUCGUUCUGGAGCAUCUUAUUUUGUUGUCACUGCAGAUAUUGCCAUGGGAACACACACAUUUACACAAAUAGCUAUUAUACUCGCGUCACGCCAUGAGUUGGCGGUGUCACGUUGGUCUGCCAAGAUGCUGUGGAUUAUUUGAAUUGAUUGUCUUCAUAACACGGCUCAACAUUUUGGUGUUCUAGUCUUCUAGGCCUCCUGUAAUCACUAAUUAACAAAAGGCACAAUAAUUUAUGAUGAGGACAAAAAUGGAGCUUUUUUUUUUUUUUUUUUUUUUUUUUUUUUUUUGAGUGCUCCUGAUUUGAUUUGAGUGCUCACAAUCAUGCACAGAGAUUUCGAGGUGUUAAUAUGUAUUCACAUUCACAUUCACAUUAAACGAAAUACCCCAUAACUGCAUAAAGAACUAAUGUGGCAGCUUUGGUUCUUAUUCUGAGAAACAGGUGUGUGUUUGUGUACUGAACGUCUAACCCUCGUGUAGCAGUGCAGGAGUUUUCACACAGCUCCAAGCUCAUGUAUUUCAUUUUCAUAUUUAAUAUGAUUUCUAACAACAGCUUUGUAAACUUUUAUAAACCAACCUAAACUUUGCAGUAUUUCUCAUGGUUCCUGACAUUUUUAGGGAAUGUGUACUAACCUGAAGGUUGUUUGCUAUUUUUUUUUUUUUUUUUUGGUGAAAGUGCCAGAUUUGUUGAUGAAGGGCCUUUAUUUAUCACUAAGUGCUUUUUACUUGACUUAUUAUGUGCAUAAUUGUUUUUACUUCUGUUUUCCUUUGUUUGUAUUCUGGAUUCUUGAAAGACGAUGAGUCAGAUUUACUAAGCUUUUGCUAGAAUUGUUUUCUGUCUCUAUUCUCAAGUUCUUUUGCCUGUUUUUUUUUUCCCAAGAGAAAUUAGAAUUGUUGAUUUUCUUUCUUUUCUUGGAUGUUUUAAGUUGAACUCUCCAUUUUUGAAAGCUUUUUAAGUCAAAUUCUCUUCUUUUUUUAUAUGCGUCAGUAUUGCUGCAGAAACACUAGUAAUCACACUUGGUAAAUCUGUCACAUGGUUUUCUCUUGUGUUAUUGAACAUGAACAUGUCAUGGCCCAUAAAAAUUCUUCAUCCCACUGUGAGGGUUUCUUUAGUGAAGUAGCAAUAACUGCUGCCUUUACAAAUGUCCAUUUUGUAUAGAGUAACCUUAUGUUAAUUUUCAUCACCUAUAGGACUAUUUUAGAAUUUAUGAUACAGAACUUAUUAAAAAAAAUUCAAUAAAAAGGGGAAAAAAGUGAAAUGGACCCUCACUUAGAUGUUGAGGUGAGGAAGAGUACUUUGUAAUCUGAGUUUAGGUAUUUGAAACCGUUUGGCAUGUUUAAACAUUUUUGUGAUAUUUAUAACUCGUGGUGUUCUUGAACUAAUGAAGUGCAAAUAAAAAAAAUAUAUUUAUUACCUUUAUGAGAGGUUUUUUUUU